Molecule: messenger RNA, 1121 nt
Organism: Corticium candelabrum
Lineage: Eukaryota; Metazoa; Porifera; Homoscleromorpha; Homosclerophorida; Plakinidae
Exons: 1
Coding region: 153-635 (160 amino acids)
Biological process (GO): DNA integration
Molecular function (GO): nucleic acid binding
Source: RefSeq, a predicted model, not a curated record
GAAUAUACCCAGAAGGUCCUUGGGAACGUGUCCACGCAGACUUUGCGGAGUACGGAGGAAGACACUACUUAUUGUUAGUAGAUGCGUUUUCAAAGUGGCCAGAGGUCCAUGAAUUACACAAGAAUACUACUGCUUGCCAGACAGUAGAAUGUAUGAGAAGAACAUUUGCAACUCAUGGAAUACCAUAUUGUAUGGUAACUGACAAUGGACCUCAAUUCCUAUCGGAGGAGUUUAGUAAAUUCAUGCGCUCAAAUGGCAUCCACCAUCAACGUACCCCACCAUAUCACCCAUCCACGAAUGGACAGGUGGAGAGGAUGGUACAGGAAUUAAAGAAGAGCUUGAAGUCUACGCCAUCGAAGCGAACAUGGAGUCACCAAGUGUCAUCGUUCUUACUUCAUUAUCGGACUACCCCACACGGGACGACUGGAAAGACUCCGGCUGAGUUGCUGAUGAAACGUUCUCUUAGAACGAGACUAAGUCUGUUGAAACCGGAAGCUGGGAAAAAGAUACGAGAUCAUCAAAGAGAAGAAUUUAACCAGGCUACAACCAAUGUAAGAGAAGUGGGUCCAGGAGACACUGUUUCUGUCUGGAAUCCAAGAAGGAUGGUCGAAGCAAAUGGCUCGCAGGAAGAGUGACACAACCACUGGGACCAACAUCUUAUUUGGUAAAUGUAGACGGACACAUAAGAUACGUGCAUAUUGAUCACUUGAUAACAAGAGAUGCGACCAAUACACAAGUGAUUCUGCCAGAAGAACCGGAUAUCUUGCCAGCUACAGUUGUACCAGAUUCAUCAGGAACCGUGUUAGAAGAUCCUACACUUCCAGCAAGUACACUUACACCUACGGAGACUGCAGAUGAGGAGCAUGUCAUGAGGAAAUCCACUGAGACUAAAGAUCCAGUCACAGACAAUGGAGCAACUGAACCUCAGAAGGAAAUCAGUCAAAGGAGAUAUCCAACUCGAGAGAACAGACAGCUACCUCUCAGGUAUCGAAAAAACUAAAGGGAGAGAAGUGUAGUGUAUGACACUUAAUUAGAUUAGACCUAGCUGGCAUGGUAUGUAGUAAUUUGACAUAGCACUAUUUGGUUAGUACGUUAGUGAGCGUUGUAGAGUGUGUAAUAAC